Messenger RNA from Bombina bombina (fire-bellied toad), 1867 nucleotides. RefSeq names its product glucosaminyl (N-acetyl) transferase 2 (I blood group) (gene GCNT2). The record is from RefSeq and is a predicted model, not a curated record. Gene Ontology annotation, biological process: transforming growth factor beta receptor signaling pathway. Lineage: Eukaryota; Metazoa; Chordata; Amphibia; Anura; Bombinatoridae. Bases 126 to 1331 code for a protein of 401 amino acids. Gene Ontology annotation, molecular function: acetylglucosaminyltransferase activity. Gene Ontology annotation, cellular component: membrane. The transcript is spliced from 4 exons.
UAUACCGCCAUCUCUUACAAUACAAAAAGGAAUCUGAUAAUCAAAUGGCAAACAAAUCCAAGGGCAAAAACAGCUUUUGGAUAAGAAACUGCAAAACUGUUUCACCAUAGCCAACGAAGAAAGAAAUGCUUAUUUCAAAGCGCUAUGCUUUUUCUUUAUUUACUUUGCUCGCUAUGACUUUCAUCAUGUGCUGCAUUAAUUAUGGGAAAGAAUGGAGAAGCCUGAAGUCGGUACCAUUUUCAAACACGUCUAUGCUUUUGGAUGCUGCAUGUGAGGCUUUAAUUCACAAAAAUAAAUAUUUCUUAUGGGGAAAUGCUGAGGGAAAAACACCCUUUACCAAAAACAUGGACUGUGGUGAAUAUAUGAGACAAAACCACUACAUCACCUCCCCGUUGUCAGAUGAGGAAGCUGCCUUCCCUAUAGCCUAUAUAAUGACACUGCAUAAGGAAUUCCAUACGUUUGAGAGGCUGUUUAGGUCCAUAUAUAUGCCCCAGAAUGUAUACUGUAUUCAUGUAGAUGAGAAGGCAAAUGCUGAUUUUAUAUUGGCUGUGCAUAGUUUAGUGGACUGUUUCCCAAAUGUUUUUCUGUCCUCUAAAAUGGAGCCUGUGGUGUAUGGUGGAAUAUCAAGACUCCAGGCUGAUCUGAACUGCAUGAAAGACCUGGUGGCAGCAGGUGUCAAAUGGAAAUACGUUAUAAACACAUGUGGUCAGGAUUUCCCUUUGAAGACAAACAAAGAAAUAAUACAAUAUCUUAAAAAAUGGAAUGGGAAAAACAUUACACCUGGGGUGCUGCCCCCAAAUCACGCGAAGCCUAGAACACUAUAUGUUCAUAUUGAAGAUAUUGUUAAUUCUCGUGUUAAGAGAACCCGGAUUAAAAAAACUUCCCCACCGCAUAAUAUAUCCAUAUACUUUGGUACAGCAUAUGUUGCACUCUCAAGGGAGUUCGCACAGUUUAUACUGGAAGACAAGAGAGCCACUGACCUGCUGAAAUGGUCAAAGGAUACUUACAGCCCCGAUGAACAUUACUGGGUGACACUGAACAGAAUACCUGAUUUUCCUGGUUCAAUGCCAAAUGCUUCAUGGGAAGGUGACCUUAGGGCCAUAAAAUGGAGUGAUGACAAGACUCACGAUGGUUGUCACGGCCGAUACGUAAGAGCUGUUUGUGUCUAUGGGACUGGGGAUUUGGGAUGGUUAUUCAAUUCAACAAAGAUGUUUGCCAAUAAAGUUGAAUUAAAGAGCUACCCUCCUACUGUGGAAUGCCUGGAACUGAGGCUACGACAACGAACUUUAAAACAAAGUAAAAUGGAAAUGGAACCACACUGGGUUUUUUAGAUAAUGCCAAAUACUUGAAAAAUUGCCACUACUGUAAAGAUCAUCGUAUCACACAGAAGACUAUACUACCUAACAAAAAGAAUGGCUAUUUUAAAAAAUGUAAAGUAUAUUUUUUUGUACAAUUGAUAAAAUAGGACAUUUUGUUAAAUGUAUCUUUUGUACAACAUUUCUCCAACAGCGAAUUUGUUGUUUUAAGGUAUAUUUCUCUUAUUUUGUUUUUGUGUAUUUUUAGAGCUUUGAACAUUUGAUCAAAAUGAUUGAAUAUUUUAUUUAAUGGGAAUGUUUACAACAAGGAACACUGGCCUACUUUUGCCUGCACAAUGAAAUACACUUGCAAGCUUCAUAUUUUUAAAGAAGCUGUCCCAAAUUCACUCUUCCUUAUUCCUGAAUGAGGAAGUCAGGUGUAUGUAUUUAUUAUUUUGGUGCACUAUAUAUUUUAUCCAUAGGGCCAGGUGUGUGUUCGUUUUCUUGUGAUGACAGGGUUUUUUUUCACCGUCUUUUAUCGUACCAAUGUAAAAAUAAAUCUUUUUAAAGUU